AAUCUCGCCAGUAGCUAGCAAAAAUAACAUAAUUUAUUUAAAUGAUGACUUUGAGGGUAGGGUGUAUUAGUAUAUAUAAAGCAAGAACUGAAGGAUACACCCAAGGUUGUAGAUCACCAUCUUCGAACAGAGCCAUGCAAAUUUGCCUCAUUUUAACUGCUUUAUUGGCACAUAUAUCGGGAAUUACAGGGUGCACAUGCAUCCCCAGAGACCACCAAACUAAAUACUGCGAAUCUUCCAACGUCGUGAUUGCAAAUGUUACUGGAAUGACUGGUGGCGAGAGAAUUCCCGGGAUUGGCCAACGGAUCUAUGACGUGGACAUUUUGCACGUAUAUAAAGGAACUAUGAGUAAAGGACCUGCACAAGUUGUUACCGCUGGAUCCGAAUCCGUGUGUGGCGUAAAGCUGAGCAAAACUGCGUAUCUUUUGAAUGGUGAUGUGGACAAUGGAAAAUUGCGGAUCCGCCUCUGUAGUAUGUUCUCACCCUACCCGCUUCUUGAUACAAUCACAAUAUUUCCUUUGGAUACUUACUACGAUUGCAGAUGCAAAGCAAAAUACAUGAUAUUUGGAGCAGCAGAGAAAAACACUUGUAAUCUAGCGGAAAGGGCUCGUCGUUGCCCUCCAGAGUCCGGGGCCCUUGGUGACAGACCUGAAUGUCGGUAUAACGAGGGUGAAGAUAAAUGUGAAUGGGACUGUUAAACUCCCUCUUGUACGUUAUCCGAAUAGCACUUCUUUUACAUGUGAACAUAGGCAAUAAAAAUCUGCAAACCCUG
This is a messenger RNA of Ostrea edulis (European flat oyster), 772 nucleotides long. RefSeq lists its product as uncharacterized. The record is from RefSeq and is a predicted model, not a curated record. The transcript has 6 exons. Gene Ontology annotation, molecular function: metalloendopeptidase inhibitor activity; protease binding. Gene Ontology annotation, biological process: negative regulation of membrane protein ectodomain proteolysis; negative regulation of endopeptidase activity. Gene Ontology annotation, cellular component: extracellular matrix. The coding region runs from base 42 to 698 and encodes 218 amino acids. NCBI's taxonomy places the organism in Eukaryota, Metazoa, Mollusca, Bivalvia, Ostreida, Ostreidae.